Messenger RNA from Juglans microcarpa x Juglans regia, 2280 nucleotides. RefSeq names its product outer envelope protein 61. The transcript has 11 exons. Gene Ontology annotation, molecular function: protein binding. The record is from RefSeq and is a predicted model, not a curated record. Bases 295 to 2067 code for a protein of 590 amino acids. NCBI's taxonomy places the organism in Eukaryota, Viridiplantae, Streptophyta, Magnoliopsida, Fagales, Juglandaceae.
CCCUCUUCAGACUUCAAUAGCAUUCAUCCAUCCAUCCGUACCUUCUUCGUUCAGGUUUGGUGGGCGAUACCCCCCAUAAUAAUACCGAAUCCCUUCCCAGUUUUCCGAACACAACAAUACUUUCUUUCUUUCUUAUUCUGUUUUUCUUUCUGUUCCCAAGUAAUUCUUGGGUCCUCCAACGUUUCCCAUUUCUCUGUAGAAAGCAUUUGAAGAGGAAGAAACUCGUUCGGUUUUGGCGGUUGAGUUUUAUCUGAUCCGUUUGAUUUUGAAAAUUUUUUUAGAGGAAGAGACGGAAUGUUUAACGGAAUGAUGGAUCCGGAGAUGAUAAGGCUGGCUCAGGAGCAGAUGAGUCGGAUGUCACCCGCCGAGCUUGCUCGGAUCCAACAGCAGAUGAUGUCCAAUCCGGACUUGAUGAAGAUGGCCUCUGAAAGCAUGAAGAACAUGAGACCUGAAGAUUUUAAAAUAGCUGCAGAACAGUUGAAGCAUACCCGUCCAGAGGAGAUGGCUGAGAUUGGUCAGAAGAUGGCUAAUGCAUCACCUGAAGAGAUGGCAGCCAUGCGUGCCCGUGCUGAUGCCCAGAUCACCUAUGAAUUGAAUGCAGCUGAGAUGCUGAAGCAAAAGGGUAAUGAGCUUCACAGUCUGGGAAGGUUUGAAGAUGCCUUGCAGAAAUAUUUACUUGCAAAGAAAAAUCUGCAAGGCAUUCCAUCCUCCAAAGGCAGAACACUAUUAUUGGCAUGCUCACUCAACUUGAUGUCGUGUUACUUGAAAACAAGGCAGUAUGGUGAGUGCAUAAGAGAAGGCUCGGAGGUUUUGGCAUAUGAUACAAAGAAUGUCAAAGCUCUAUACCGAAGAGGUCAAGCAUACAAAGAACUUGGUCAAUUAGAAGAUGCCAUCUCUGAUUUGAGCAAGGCACUUGAAGUUUCCCCUGAUGAAACCAUUUCAGAUGUUUUAAGGGAUGCCAAGGAAAGAUUGUCCGAAGAAGGUGGUGGACGUUUGCCAAGAGGAGUAGUAAUUGAAGAAAUAACUGAAGAUGUUGAUGCUGCGAUUCCUGCAAAUAAUAAAAGGUCAUGCACAGAAAAUUUGAUGGUGCAACCACAGCUAAAUAACUCUACUAAGAAUCAAAGUGCAGUUAACAAUGGGGGUAUCAUGACAAAUUCUGAGGCUUUGCAUGCUUUGAAAGAUGACUCGGAAGCUAUAAGAUCGUUCCAGAAUUUCAUUUCAAAUACUGAUCCGGACACACUGGCUGCUUUGAAUCCUGGAAAAUCUGGGGAGAUACCUCCCGAAAUGAUUAAGACUGCUUCAAAUAUGAUUGGCAAGAUGUCACCCGAAGAACUUCAGAAAAUGCUUGGCUUGGCUUCAUCAUUUCAGGGGGAGACACCAAAUUUUGUUGGAGGUUCAUCCGAAAGUGAUUUUAACUACUUUAAACCUGGGUCAGUUCCUCCUAAUGUGACACCUGAUAUGCUUAAAACAGCGAGUGAUAUGAUGAGCAAAAUGUCACCAGGGGACCUGCAGAAGAUGUUUGAAAUGGCAUCCUCUUUCAGAGGGAAAGACUCAGCUCCAAUGGCAACAGCUGCAAAUGGUUCAUAUAGUGGGCCAAAAUCUUCGGGAGGCCAGAAAAAUCCUCUAGAAAAUAGGAGCAGUGCUGUGGGUGAAUCUAGUUCAGCUCGUGGUGUAUUUUCAGAUUCAAUAAAUACUUCUCAGUCAAGCUUCCCAACCUCAACUUCUGAUUUGCAAGAGCAGAUGAGAAACCAAAUGAAAGAUCCAGCAAUGCAGCAGAUGUUUACAUCAAUGAUUAAGAACAUGAGCCCUGACAUGAUGGCAAACAUGAGCGAACAAUUCGGUUUGAAGCUUUCUCGAGAAGAUGCAGCAAAAGCUCAAGCAGCCAUGUCAUCAUUAUCACCAGAGGACUUGGAUAGAAUGAUGCAUUGGGCAGAUAGGGUUCAAAGGGGAGUGGAAUGUGCAAAGAAGACAAAGAAAUGGCUGCUGGGAAGGCCUGGAUUGAUUCUGGCUAUAUGCAUGCUCAUUUUAGCAAUGAUCCUUCAUCGGCUGGGAUACAUUGGUGGCUAGAAGAAUGGGCUGAUAUUUGUGUGGAUGAUUGACGAGCACGAUGAGAAAAGGGAAAAGUGAUGCAGGGAGUUUGAGAUGAAGAAAGAGAGAGACGACGAUGAAACCAGGGCGGGAGCGGUGUAUUAGUGUAUAACCAUAAUGCAACACAAUUUGGUGCCACUCCAUGUAAUACUUUCUCAUUUUAGCAAUAAAGUUUUUUUAUUUUUUUAACUU